UCACUGGGGCUUCAUAAAGGAGUGGGCAGAUCCAUCUUUCUGGGGAAGGGAUCCUCAAACCAGAACCCUGCAAGGGCCCCAGGAGCCUGCCUGCAGCUCCGGGGACACCCUACCCAUUUCCAGGCUAGGCUGGUGGGAAUCAGAGAAGCAAUAACCUCAGCUCUACCCCCACCAGACCCCUUGCAAGAAAACCCAGCAGAGUGUCAAGCCACACGUCCCAGAUCUCCAUGCUGCUCUGCCCUGAGGAGGCUGUGUGGCCAGUGGCUUGGUACUCCGGGAUAUCAAUCACACCCCACCGCCUCAGACAUCCCAGCACAGAAGGAGGCAGCCCCCUAGAGAGGAUCUCAGCUGGGAGUCAGGGAUGCAGGCUGGAGCAAGCUGCCGGGCAGAGAGCCGGCCGAAGGGUGCAGGGCUGUGACUUGACCAACCUCCGGCUGCACACAGCGUCUCGCCUCAUGAUGGGUGUUCCGGCCACACAUCACAGCAGUCAAGUUCAGCAGCUGCUUGGGCACCAAAGGCACGCAGUAUGAGACCAACAGCUUGGACUUCAAAGUCGGGGCGGACGGGACAGUCUUCGCCACCCGGGAGCUGAAGAUCCCCUCGGAGCAGGUGGCCUUUACUGUGACUGCGCGGGAACACCAGACUGCCGAGCAAUGGGACGCCAUGGUGCGGCUGCUGGUAGCCCAGACUUCAUCCCCAUACUCUGGACACAAGAAAGGGAAGACAGUGACCCUGGACCCCUCUCAGCCCCCGAAGGACAUGCUACUGCCGUGGCCCCAGCGUCAGAGUUCCAGCGGGCUGAGGAGGCAGAAGCGAGACUGGGUCAUCCCACCCAUCAACGUGCCCGAGAACUCCCGUGGGCCCUUCCCGCAACAGCUUGUCAGGAUCAGAUCUGACAAGGACAAUGACAUCCCCAUCCGGUACAGCAUCACAGGCGUGGGAGCCGACCAGCCCCCUAUGGAGGUCUUCAGCAUUGACUCCAUGUCUGGCAGGAUGUAUGUCACUCGACCCAUGGACCGGGAGGAAAGAGCCUCUUACCAUCUCCGAGCCCAUGCGGUGGACAUGAACGGCAACAAGGUGGAGAAUCCUAUUGAUCUGUAUAUCUAUGUCAUCGACAUGAAUGACAACCGUCCUGAGUUCAUCAACCAGGUCUACAACGGCUCUGUGGAUGAGGGCUCCAAGCCAGGUGAGGGCUUGACAGGUACAUAUGUCAUGACCGUCACAGCCAACGACGCCGAUGACGUCACCACAGCCAACGGCAUGGUGCGGUACCGGAUCGUCACCCAGACACCCCAGAGCCCGUCCCAGAACAUGUUCACCAUCAACAGUGAAACGGGGGACAUCGUGACGGUGGCAGCAGGCCUGGACCGGGAGAAAGUCCAGCAGUACACAGUCAUCGUCCAGGCCACUGACAUGGAAGGAAACCUUAACUAUGGUCUCUCGAACACAGCCACAGCCAUCAUCACGGUGACAGACGUAAAUGACAACCCUCCAGAAUUCACCACCAGCACGUUUGCAGGAGAGGUCCCCGAAAACCGUGUGGAGACAGUAGUAGCCAACCUCACAGUAAUGGAUCGAGAUCAGCCCCACUCACCCAACUGGAACGCGGUCUACCGAAUCAUCAGUGGGGACCCCUCGGGGCACUUCACUGUCCGCACAGACCCCGUCACCAAUGAGGGCAUGGUCACCGUGGUGAAGGCAGUGGACUACGAGCUCAACCGCGCCUUCAUGCUGACUGUCAUGGUGUCCAACCAGGCACCCCUGGCCAGUGGGAUCCAGAUGUCUUUCCAGUCCACAGCAGGGGUGACCAUCUCCGUCACUGAUGUCAACGAGGCCCCCUACUUCCCCUCCAACCACAAACUGAUCCGUCUGGAGGAGGGCGUGCCUACCGGCACGGCGCUCACCACUUUUUCUGCAGUGGACCCCGACCGGUUCAUGCAGCAAGCCGUGAGGUACUCGAAGCUGUCUGAUCCCGCCAACUGGCUGCACAUCAAUACAUCCAAUGGGCAGAUCACCACGGCUGCAGUCCUGGACCGAGAGUCACUCUACACGAAGAACAAUGUAUAUGAGGCCACCUUCCUGGCUGCUGACAAUGGGAUCCCCCCAGCCAGCGGCACUGGGACCCUGCAGAUCUACCUCAUUGACAUCAACGACAACGCACCACAGCUGCUGCCCAAGGAGGCACAGAUCUGCGAGCGGCCAGGCCUCAACGCCAUCAACAUCACCGCCGCCGACGCUGACAUGGACCCCAACAUCGGCCCCUAUGUCUUCGAGUUGCCCUUCAUCCCCACCACAGUGAGGAAAAAUUGGACCAUCACCCGUCUAAACGGUGACUACGCCCAGCUGAGUUUGCGCAUUCUGUACCUGGAGGCAGGGGUGUACGAUGUCCCCAUCAUCGUCACAGACUCCGGCAACCCUCCCCUGUCCAACACGUCCAUCAUAAAAGUCAAGGUGUGCCCGUGUGAUGAGAAUGGUGACUGCACCGCCAUAGGCGCAGUGGCUGCAGCUGGCCUGGGCACGGGCGCCAUUGUGGCUAUCCUCAUUUGCAUCGUGAUCCUGCUGACCAUGGUCCUGCUGUUCGUGGUGUGGAUGAAGCGGAGGGAGAAGGAGCGUCACACAAAGCAGCUGCUCAUCGACCCCGAGGACGACGUGCGCGACAACAUCCUAAAGUACGACGAGGAAGGCGGUGGCGAGGAGGACCAGGACUACGACCUCAGCCAGCUACAACAGCCGGAAGCCAUGGAGCAUGUGUUGAGCAAGGCUCCUGGUGUGCGUCGAGUGGAUGAACGGCCAGUAGGUGCCGAGCCCCAGUACCCGGUCAGGCCUGUGGUGCCCCACCCAGGUGACAUCGGAGACUUCAUCAAUGAGGGACUCCGAGCCGCUGACAACGACCCCACGGCACCCCCCUACGACUCUCUGCUGGUCUUCGACUACGAGGGCAGUGGUUCCACCGCAGGCUCCGUCAGCUCCCUGAACUCCUCCAGCUCUGGGGAUCAAGAUUAUGACUACUUGAAUGACUGGGGGCCCCGGUUCAAGAAACUGGCGGACAUGUAUGGGGGUGGCGAGGAGGACUAGCCAACCUCACCUCUCCCGCUGACACGAGAAGGGCACUCGAGGCCGAGCAGCGGGACUGAGCCAAGGCACGGGAGUCCUCCCGGUGUCAAGAGGCCCCUCCCCACUGCCAUCCCCCACCCCCGAGUGGAGCUGCGCAGUACGGACACAGGCCACCCACAGGGCACCCACCACCACUGCAGGCACCUCAGUAGCCAUGUGCCGAGAAGGGAGAGCCAGAGGCACAGCCCUAACUUGAAUUUCUUACAACAGAAGCACUGUUAAGACAAACAAACAAACAAAAGUGCCUUUUGGUACACGUGACAGAUUCCCUAACUCAGGAGUGACUGAAAGAGGCGACAGCCCGAGGCCCCACCUCUGUCUAUCCCCACCUACAGCCCCUGACCCCAUCUGGUCCCUUCUAAAGAGCAACAAGCAAAGAGUGGAAGAGAAUAUGUCUUUUCUUUUUUUUUUAAAGUCUUUUAUUGAGAAAAAGAAGGGGGAUGGCUUAUUUGCGAAAAUUGUAUGGGGUCCAGAUCUCCACGGCUUUUGUUGGGCACGGUCGGUGUCUCCUGGGCCCUUUGGGCUCCCCAAGGCUGCUAAGUGAGGAUCGGACUUUUCCGGUGCCAAAAGGCAGUGGGCUAGCCCAACUCCGUCAGCAGAGAUACUUCUGCGUGGAUUCGGCUUUCACCUGAACUUGCGUGUCCUCCCCCUCCACCCCCCAGAGAUACUGUAAAUUGCUGGGGCAGGCGUGGGGUGCCGAGAGACCACCCCAAGCGGUCCUUGUCUCUCCGCUUGGCCAAUGACAUGUCCACCAGAAAGCCUCUCUGGACCAGCUGUCACCCCCAAUAGCACCGAGGCCCCCUUUCGCUUUGGUCCAGGACAGCGUGUUGUCUAAGAAGCCACAGCACCCUGAUGGACACUGGCACCGCCCUCUGCUCUUCAGGGAGAGCCCCUGAGGGAUCCUGCUGAAGGCGUAGCAAUCGCAAGCACCCUCAACGGAACCCCCGAAUGCCCUCAAUGCACUCCCCAGGCUCUGCAGAGGGCAGGGGGCAGAGCCUAGUCAGACUGUGGCAGCUGCCUGGCUUCCCUGGGCCCAUCUAGCCCAAGCUCCUUCCUGACCCUGUGAACUGCUGUGGAUGUCAGGGCCUAUUCCAAGUGGCCCGUGAGGUUCUCUUAGGUGUCUGUGUGACCACA
Messenger RNA from Mesocricetus auratus (golden hamster), 4248 nucleotides. RefSeq names its product cadherin 4 (gene Cdh4). Gene Ontology annotation, cellular component: catenin complex; plasma membrane; adherens junction. Gene Ontology annotation, molecular function: calcium ion binding; cadherin binding. Bases 664 to 3075 code for a protein of 803 amino acids. The record is from RefSeq and is a predicted model, not a curated record. Gene Ontology annotation, biological process: homophilic cell-cell adhesion; cell morphogenesis; multicellular organism development. The transcript has 15 exons. Lineage: Eukaryota; Metazoa; Chordata; Mammalia; Rodentia; Cricetidae.